AUGGACAUUGACGACAUCCUGCGCGAGGUCGACCCCAGUCUCGACCCCAUCACCGGCCAGGAAACGCACGACCUCCAGGCCCUCACACGAGCUUGGAUUGCUGAGCGUUCGGCGCCAGAGCUACUAGCUCCGAGUGUCGGCAAUGGCGGCGGGGUGCUGACCGAAGCGGGGAUUGUUUCCGGACAAUGGCCCGUUGGCUUGUUUGAACGCGUAAACCAACGUAUCACACACCAAAUUGAAACCGUCGAGGACAUGACUGGUGACAUGGACCCCAAGACCAACUUUGCCCUUAUCGUCAUCCAAACCGAGCUCGAGCGCUACAAGUACCUCGUCCGCAGCUACUUGCGUGCGCGUAUCGCCAAGAUUGACAAACACACACUGCACUACCUGUCCACACCUGACCUGCGCGAACGCAUGUCCGACACGGAGCUGGCCUACGCCACGCGCCAUCAAGCCUUGCUGCACAAUCACUACCUGUCGUCCUUUCUCGGCGCGUUCCCACCGAACCUGCAGAACCUCAACGACACCGCCGGCAACAUCAGCAUGAUUGACAGCCCGGAUCUCGACGGUGCCGUCUUUGUGCGUCUGUUGCGUGACGGCGCCGUCCGGGGCCGUGGCGUCGACGUCGACGAGAUCGUCAAAGGCGAGGACGGGGACGUGCUGAUUCUGCGGUGGUCAGAUGCCAAGCCGCUCGUCGAGGCGGGCGACGCCGAGCUUGUAUGA
Molecule: messenger RNA, 723 nt
Organism: Sporothrix schenckii 1099-18
Lineage: Eukaryota; Fungi; Ascomycota; Sordariomycetes; Ophiostomatales; Ophiostomataceae
Product: GINS complex subunit 4
Exons: 4
Coding region: 1-723 (240 amino acids)
Biological process (GO): double-strand break repair via break-induced replication; DNA-templated DNA replication
Cellular component (GO): GINS complex
Source: RefSeq, a predicted model, not a curated record